This is a messenger RNA of Aspergillus terreus NIH2624, 837 nucleotides long. RefSeq lists its product as uncharacterized. The transcript is spliced from 2 exons. The record is from RefSeq and is a predicted model, not a curated record. The coding region runs from base 1 to 837 and encodes 278 amino acids. Lineage: Eukaryota; Fungi; Ascomycota; Eurotiomycetes; Eurotiales; Aspergillaceae.
AUGCAUCUCCUCUCACGACAUCGCGUCGUCCUAUCUCUCCUCUGCCUCCAGACACUCCCGCAUCUUGUCCUCAGCGCAUGCUACUUCCCCGACGGCACCAAAGCCGACGCCAGUUACCAGCCCUGCAACCCGUCCGCGUCCGAGAGCGCCUGCUGCGCCCUGAACAAAACCAACGGCGCCCUCAACGACAUCUGUCUCGACAAUGGCCUCUGCUACUCCCAGGACUCCGUCAACAGCGGCCUGAUCUUCCAGAACGCCUGCACAAAGCAGAGCUGGGGCACUGCUGCGUGUCCGAAGUACUGUCCGGUGGGUGGCUCCAGCGAUGGCUACUUCGUGCUGCCCUGUCCCGGCGCCGGCAAGGGCUUCUGGUGCUGCAGCGACUCCGGGAACGACUGUUGCUCCGGCGGUGCCUUUUCGCUGUCCAUGCCUGCGCUGUCGGUGAGCCCAACCACCACCUCGACUGCCGGCACGGCUACGACAUCCGCUUCGACGACGACGACGACGACGACUGCUACGACGCCCGCGACCACGACAGGAGGCAAUGACGACGGGCAUUGUGAGGCCGACUCACCGUCCGCCACGGCCGUCGGCGCCGGCAUGGGCGUCGCCCUGGCGGUCUGUCUGGCCGGCGCCCUGGCCGCGCUGUACUUCCAGCGCCGCAUGUACCGCCGGCAGUUGCUGGAGCACAAGGAACGCUUGGCCGCGCAGUAUGUUCCGACCCCGACGUACCCCAGUCCGGCCGGGUUGUAUCCGUCUCCUGUGGAGCUGAAUAGCUCGGGGAAGGCGGCGAUAUAUGAGUUGGGGGACAGUCGGCGCGAGAGUCGACAGCGGUUUUGA